AUGGACGUGUCCGCCGGCCUGGAUACGUCGCACUCUAGCAUACGCUCGACUCCCAGUACGCGGCGAGCGCGGAGAAGUGCACAGCACGAGGCGGAAAUUCGGCGCCUGCUUGCUAAUGCAUGCAGGAAAGACGAGGCAUGGGAGGCUCGAAGCCCACCCAGUCCCGAUACGACGUCGCCCUUCGGCGAGAACUCGUACAACUCGCCGUCCAUUGCGGCGCGCUCUUUCCGCAGUGCGCGCGCGCCGAUGCCGCAUACGCAUGCACAGCAUUCCCAGCACACACCAGCACCCGACUUUGGCGAUGAGUAUACGCGAAAAUUUGACCGGCGUAUGCACGCUUUGUCUUUGCGGCCCACGCAUGGGGAAGAGGGCGGUGUAGCACCGUCGCGCUCGCCCAGCACACCCAUGCAUUCUCGUCGCACGGUGUACCCUGGUAGUGCGCCGCGCGCCCUUCGCCAUGGCACGCCACGAGUUGAUCGAAACGAAGAUGCGCCCCAUCUGGGAAACUUGGAGCUUGCAUUGCAGCAGUUCCACCAGUGCGCGCCGAGGAUACCCAAUGCCCAAGCGCUUGUCACGCCCGCCCUGUGCACGCAAAUGGACUGUGCCGUGAACGCGGCCCAAGCGGUGAACCGCGGACUGCGCCACGCCAUUUCGACAUCGCUCGAGACGCGCAUGUCAUUUGCGCUACGCCCAGGCUACGAUGCUAUGGACCAGCUUGCAGCCGCGUUUGACUCCGCACUGGGCAGUGUACUCCGCGAUAGCGACGACCAAAUCCGGUGCCUGACAGACACGCUGAUCGUCAUCACCGGCGAGGAGCGCCAGCGCCAGCGCCAUGCCGGACGCGAGCCGCACAGCCCGAGACACUUGGUGCCAGCGAACCCUGCGCCCCGUGCGCCGUUCCGCAGCGCCAGCCGACCGCCCACAGGCCCGUGGCACGACCAACUCUUUGCGCAGUCGCCGCAGGACGCGCUUGCGCACAGCCAACCGACCUCGCCGUCCUUGGCGCCACUCCGACCCAGCGCGCUAUUUUCGCCGCCCGUGUCUGGCACGCAUUCCUGCUCGACGCCCGCCGCGUACGCCGGCGCACCUGCGUGCGUGCGCGAACGCUUCGACUCCCCAUACCGUAGCCUGGACAUAGACUAA
Molecule: messenger RNA, 1143 nt
Organism: Malassezia vespertilionis
Lineage: Eukaryota; Fungi; Basidiomycota; Malasseziomycetes; Malasseziales; Malasseziaceae
Exons: 1
Coding region: 1-1143 (380 amino acids)
Source: RefSeq, a predicted model, not a curated record